Gavialis gangeticus (Gharial) is the source of this 5569-nucleotide messenger RNA. RefSeq names its product F-box protein 28 (gene FBXO28). Gene Ontology annotation, molecular function: protein binding. The annotation marks the transcript as partial. The record is from RefSeq and is a predicted model, not a curated record. NCBI's taxonomy places the organism in Eukaryota, Metazoa, Chordata, Crocodylia, Gavialidae. Gene Ontology annotation, biological process: protein polyubiquitination. The transcript has 5 exons.
CCGGGCUCGGUGCGGCUGUCCCCGUCGCCCGCCCCGCAGCCGUCGGCGGCCCUGACGCCCGUGGAGCAGCCGCCGCAGAGCAACACGCUGGUGGGGCUGCCUAUCGUGGCCAUCGAGGGCAUCCUCGGCUUCCUCUCCUACGACGAGACCAGCCAGCUCCGCCUGGUUUGUAAGCGAAUGGACUUGGUCUGCCAGCGAAUGUUAAAUCAGGGAUUUCUGAAAGUGGAAAGAUAUCACAACUUGUGUCAGAAACAGGUUAAAGCACAACUUCCAAGACGAGAGUCAGAAAGAAGAAACCAUUCUUUAGCUCGUCAUGCAGACAUUCUUGCUGCUGUAGAAACUAGGCUUUCUCUGUUAAAUAUGACUUUCAUGAAAUACGUGGAUUCCAAUCUUUGUUGCUUCAUACCUGGAAAGGUGAUUGAUGAAAUCUAUCGUGUGCUAAGAUAUGUAAACUCUACAAGAGCUCCUCAAAGAGCCCAUGAAGUUCUUCAAGAGUUAAGGGACAUCUCUUCCAUGGCUAUGGAAUACUUUGACGAGAAGAUUGUUCCCAUUCUUAAAAAAAAGCUGCCUGGAUCAGAUGUAUCAGGACGACUCAUAGGAGCUGCUCCAGUUCCAGGUCCGUCUGCUGCAUUGACAACAAUGCAGCUGUUCUCCAAGCAAAACCCUUCAAGGCAGGAAGUCACCAAACUCCAGCAGCAGGUCAAAACAAAUGGUGCAGGUGUGACUAUGCUAAGGCGGGAAAUUUCAGAGCUUCGCACCAAAGUGCAAGAACAGCAGAAACAGCUUCAGGACCAAGACCAGAAACUGCUAGAGCAAACCCAAAUCAUAGGUGAACAGAACGCCCGCUUGGCUGAGCUUGAACGCAAACUCCGAGAAGUAAUGGAAAGUGCAGUAGGAAAUUCCUCAGGUUCUGGCUCAAAUGAGGAGUCUCCUAGAAAACGGAGGAAGGCAGUUGAAUCUAUAGACUCUCCUAGGAAAUCUAAACGCCUUCGAAACAGAAAAUAAUUUUGGAGUAAAUGACACCUCCAGAAGAAUAUACUUUUCUAGUAACCCGAGCAGUUUGGCUUGCCUGGAUACUGUGAUUAGCAGCAUGGUGUCAUUUAGGCUGCUGGCUCUCCAAAAUUCCACUUAGACUUGAAAAGUAAACUUCUCACUCUUGAGACAUUUAUUUCCCCUUCUCCCCUCUGCUUCUGUCUGAGUGGGCCUAACGCACAGGAUCUUUAUAAUUUGCAAUAGAUACGUACUAACCAGACCUGCUCUAUCAUGUUUUGAGGAGUUAACCUUUUUUUUCUUCUGUGCAGAUGUGUUAAAGUGAACUUAUUUGUGUUUAUGCAUAUAUUCACAUAAAAAAUCUUAAAUAAAUCCAGUCUCGACUGAUUAGAAAGUUAAACUUACAAACAGAUGUCCUUUUCACUUGAAAAAGACCCACUUUUUAAAUCUUGUUUUAAAACAAGUUGACUCUUUUGUUACAAGUGACCUUGUCUGGAAUGUCUGAAAAGUAGUUAAUACUUUGGGGAUCUAUGUAAUAAGUAAAAUAACUUCUUAUGCUACAGUAUUGGCUAUAUAUUUUUGUAAACUAUGAGCAAGGGACUUCUAUCCAGUCUACACGUGCACACCCCCUAGUUCAAAGUAUCUGGAGCCAUAUUCUACAUUUGCAUGAAUAGAUGCAUGCAUUGCUUAAUCAGCUCACUAAAAGCACUUGCCUGGAGUUGCUCUUAAAUUAAGUCUCUGUACUUUCCCAGAGUUAGAGAGCAAUUUUAAUUCUUCAGCCAUAACUUUGCAUCUACUUUCAGUACAGCUGCUUUCUUACAGUGGAGGGGUUCCUGUGAGACCAGUUGCAGAAAAGGAAGUAUUUAAGCCAGGCUAUUUGCUGCUUCCACUGCCUGUAAACUGCAGGUACGGUCAGCUAGAGGUUGAAAAUUCAGAGGCUGUUUCUGUCUGUUAUUCCUUUGGCUCAUAGACCAAAAGCUGAUGAGUAUUGGACAAAAUUAUCUGUCCCUACAAUAAGCAGGCUUAGUGGAACACUGAACGAAACACUGUAUUACAAGAAAUCUUAAAGAAUUUCAUGUGUGGAAAAGUGAUCUCUGUAAUAUUAAUAACUAUACUCUUAACUUUCCUUAUUCUGAAAGGUAAAUCACUUCAGACAAAGCUUUAAUUUCUUUUGCACUUCUGUUUUUAGCUUGUAACUGGAAAAGCAUGUCUUGCACUGUUCAGUCUUUUGAUUGGUCACUUUAACAACCUCAGAGUUGUUGUGUACAGUGGUUUUUUUUUUUGGUUUUUUUUUUUUAAUUCUUCCCCACCCCCCAGUUGUAUAUUUUUGGAACUUUAUACAAGUAUCGCUGUCCUUGUUUUUGUUUUAAUGUACUAAACUAUGUAGCUUUAUCAUUUGACUGUUAUGUUUUCUUUUAAUCAACUGUUGCCUUGGGUUUAGGUGGAAUUAAAUGCUGUGUGUGGCACUGAAAAAUGCCACAUUCUGGUGGUGGUUUGAGGUUUUGACAACUACUACCAUGGCUAAAAGUGCAGGUUCAGCACUCCUAUAUUUUCUAUGUCUGUUCACACAAAAUUAUUAUGUUUAAAUUAAUCAAACAGGAAUUUGAAGCUGUCCUGUAAAUUCUUUUGUGAUAGCUAAUAUGCUUCUUUAAACUUGAUUAUCCUAGGUUUUAUUUCUAAAACACACUGGUUUGUGUCAGAUAUAAUUUCCCAUGAAACAUGCCAUUACAAAUUAAUGUCUAGUUUUUGGCAGAGCAUUUAAUUUUUAAAUAAACUUGUUUUGCUAGUUUAAAGAAAAUUUAAAAUGGGUUGUUUCAUUAAAGAAAACAUUAAAUUGACCUCUACCCAUUGAUGAUAUACAGUUUAAAAAUGGCCAAGGCCUUUUGUUGUUGAUCUGUAGAACCUGAGCUGUAAUGCUAUUACAUGACAAAGGCCUGUUGGAGAUACUACAUAGCAGUUUUCAACUAAACACUUGAAUGUUUCCCUUGUGUCUAGAAAGGACUUUUCUCCUAAAAGUCGGUGUGAUUAUCAUUUAACAGGUGUAACUAUUGUAUCAAUACUUGGUACAUAUGAUUUUAGUUCAUUUUAAUGGGCUUAUUCCUUUAACAGGUAUUUGUUUUGAAAGGAUUUAAGCAUAAAUAAAAAACCUGUAACGUGCAUUUUUUAAAAGUUUGUUCAUGCAUAUGAGUUUCUCUCUAGUUUCUUUUAUCUUUUACUCUUUCGUAUUGAAUCCACGUAGCUUUUUUAAAACAAGAGUGUUGGGCUAAUUUUUGUUAAUAUUAUAUUAGCUAAAACCAGGAGGAGUCAUGAAUUGAAAGCCCCUUGAGUGUGUGCCUGUGCUUUGGGACAUAAAACCUUGUUAAGUAAACAUAUAUGGAUAAAAUCCAACUGGAUAGUCUUGCACUAUGCAGCUUGAUGCCAUAUUUAUUUUUCCUACAUUAUUUUAUCAAUCAUUACUUAAAUGUAGGUGAAAACUCUCAGGUCUUAUCUGAUCAGGAACUGACACAUGUAGACACUAUAUAAAGGCAUAACUAGUUCUUGUAAAAGUGAUAUUCUCCUCUAAUCUAUUGUUCCCUGUAUUGACAUUAAUGUCAACGGGGAGAAUUCUUACACCUUGUCUAUACUGUUUUGUUGGCAUAGAUAUACUAGAGAAAUAUUAGUGUAGAUCAAGUUGUAUUGGCAAACAGCAUUUCUGUUAAAAAUCUAAGCAAAAUUAAAAAAUGACUGCUUUCUUGUAAAUUUAAUAUUUUAAACUAGUAUCCUAUUAGAAGCUCAGCUUUCAACAUGCACAGUUCUCUAAUCUUCCCCCCAAAAUACAUUCUUAUUAGAACUUUGCAUCUUAUUGUUAUAAAAUUGAAUUUUAUUCCUGAAAAAAAAUAUUCUCUGAAAGUCUGGUAAGUAUCAGGAGGAAUCCUAAAGGCAUAUUGCAUCACAGGUGCCUCAUUCAUGUUUUUGAAUGUUCCUAACUUUCUUGGAUCAGAUAUCCAAAAUGGCCUAGCAUGAAUACCUCGUGUGUGUAGUGUGGCUGUUCCAGCCACUUUUUAGUAUAGUGAGAAAAAGAGGAAGAGGACUUUGCAGUUGUCUCCAAACUUUUACAGAAAACAAUCUGAUACUAAGACAUGAAAAGAAAAGAUUAACUAGGGCUUCAUUAAAAUGGAGCUGUAAAAGAAUCAUUGGAAGACAGAAGGAGGAAGCUUCAAAGGGCUAAGGAAGAACAGCAAGUGUGAUGGGCCAAAUGUUACUGGAGUGAGACUCAAAUAGACAUUGGGAAACCUAAAAUAGUAAAAGUAAUGCUUUCAAAAGGCUAAUGAACUGUCUAUGCAGGAGGUCUGUUCUGUAGUAAUCUGGAUUACAUCAAACAAAGAUUUGCAUUCAUAUGGCAUAACUGCAUAUAACACAGUAACUGGUAGUUUUACUUCAGUUGAAAUCAGCAGGAAAUUAAUCUGACAUAGCAAAUUACCUUGUCACCUUCACAUGAUUAGAACUGUGCUGCAAUCUACUACUGGCAGUCCUGCAGCUUUCUUCCCCUUAUGAUUUACACCUUGCUUGGAUCAACUGAUUCACCUGUUGUGCCUUCUCUUGCUCAAGGAACACCAUAACAGGAUGUUAAUUUUCUGUUUUAAGUACUGGCACAAUCAGAUUCAACAAUCUACUUGUGCUUAUGUGCUUCAGGAGUUUAUAAACCCAAGUGGGCUUUUGGUAUUGCAUCUCUGUACUUUCAACUUGAAUAGCACUGAGGUCCUGAACCUCCUUACUGCUGGAGAGAGGCAAGAGUUUGGGAAGUCCUAGGGUCCAGACACUGAAAGCUGUAUAUUUUGAAGAAAUUCCUAACAGGCUGGCCAAGUGGAGUUGUAACUAAGACACAAGAUACAGCUACCUGAAAGCAAAGGAUAUGAAGAUGGCUUAGAAGCUAAGAAAACAAGCCAGACCACUGGCAGCAAUCAAGCCAUGCAUCUGUUUUGACAAGUUGGACAGAAUCUUGGUAGAGAAUACCAGCAUCAACUUGCACAUCAUUUCAGCUACAAUCAAAGAACAAAAAAAUGCCAGGGACUGCAAGAUGCGUCGUAUCCAGAACAGAAGUCCUUUAAUGCACAGCAGCCUGUAACGAUAGAUCUGGAUACCAGACAUGUUGCUAGCAAGUCUCCUGCCAAUGGCAUGGCAGCCAAGAAGACUGGUAACUUUCACUAAGGUUGCCUGGUGAUGAACACCUAGUAUACGUGUUUUAUUUCUAGAGCUGGAUACCAUCAUCUUUGGCAGAUGUAGCUAGUACCCUUUCUUGGUUACAAGCUCCCUUUUUGUGUUUCAAAGAAUGACUGCAGCAACUGGACUGUAGUAGCCAGCAUAUCAGCUAUAACCUUUCCCCCUCUUCUGUGGACUGCUACUCAUCUCAGUGCAUAGCCACCCACCCACUAUGGCGUUUAUUCAUAAACUCUGCCAAAUUCAAAAAAAGAAUGCCUUAUCAUAGCAAUGUGUUAGGAGCAGAAAGUUAUGAAGUAUCUGGUGUGUUCAGAUCAAACAAAUUCAGUUCAUCAGUGCAAUGUUUGGUUAUUACAAAUUUUAGCAAGGUGUUUCUCAGUUU